This is a messenger RNA of Cajanus cajan (pigeon pea), 4049 nucleotides long. Its product is annotated as serine/threonine-protein phosphatase BSL3. NCBI's taxonomy places the organism in Eukaryota, Viridiplantae, Streptophyta, Magnoliopsida, Fabales, Fabaceae. Gene Ontology annotation, molecular function: protein binding; phosphoprotein phosphatase activity. Gene Ontology annotation, biological process: brassinosteroid mediated signaling pathway. The record is from RefSeq and is a predicted model, not a curated record.
AGAGAGAGAAAGACAGCACCCCUUUGUCUCAGAGAAAGAAAUUGUUUCUUUUUAUUUAUUUUUUCAAAUUUUUUAUUAAUUUUAUUUUUUCGCUUUGGGUUGCGAUUGUCUCCUCCGUCCCGUUUCGUUCACCGCUCCUUUCGUUUCAUUUCAUUUCUUUGAUUUUCUCUGAGAGAGAGCGAAGACAGAGAGAGAGAGAGAAAGAGAGAGAGAGAGAAGGGGAAAAAUAACCUAAUCGAAUUUCCCUCUCUUUUCGGGAAAUUUGCGUUGUUUUCGUUUGUAUUUGAAUUGAGGAGCGGAGGAUCUGAGUUAGGGUUUUCAAUCGCAAUUUUUUGAACCGAAUCGAAAUGUUGGUUCGGGAUGCGAUUUCGCGGGAAUUCUAGCUCCGAUCUUUGGGGAAUUGCUCGAAUCUUAGGGUUAAGGAAUGGACGUUGAUUCCUCGAUGGUGCCGGAGGCCGAUCACGAUCCGGCAGCGCAGAACCAUGCCGAGAGAGACCAGCUAGGGGAGUCGCCGUCGUCGCCGCCGUCCGGAGGCGGAUCUCCGGCUCAGUUGCCGGCGCAACAACAGCAACAGCCGCCGCCGGCGACGGCGGCUCAGGUGCAGCACAGUCCGGUGGUUGGUCCGAGGCUCGCGCCGACUUAUUCAGUGGUGAAUGCGAUUUUGGAGAAGAAGGAGGACGGGCCAGGGCCGCGGUGCGGCCACACGUUGACGGCGGUGGCGGCGGUCGGAGAGGAGGGGACGCCAGGGUACAUUGGUCCGAGGUUGAUUUUGUUCGGCGGUGCCACUGCUCUUGAAGGGAAUUCCGCGGCCUCAGGGACUCCUUCGUCCGCUGGAAAUGCUGGCAUACGUUUGGCUGGUGCCACUGCUGAUGUCCACUGUUAUGAUGUCAUAACUAAUAAGUGGUCUAGGAUAACUCCCAUUGGUGAGCCUCCAACUCCAAGGGCUGCACAUGUUGCAACUGCUGUGGGAACAAUGGUAGUUAUUCAGGGUGGCAUUGGGCCUGCUGGUUUGUCUGCAGAGGACCUUCAUGUUCUUGAUCUCACUCAGCAACGACCUCGGUGGCAUAGAGUUGGUGUUCCAGGCCCUGGACCAGGGCCACGCUAUGGACAUGUUAUGGCUUUGGUGGGGCAGAGGUAUCUCAUGGCAAUUGGAGGCAAUGAUGGAAAGAGACCUUUGGCUGAUGUAUGGGCCUUAGACACAGCUGCCAAGCCUUAUGAAUGGCGCAAGUUGGAGCCAGAAGGAGAGGGUCCACCUCCAUGCAUGUAUGCAACUGCUAGUGCACGUUCUGAUGGGCUUCUUCUGCUUUGUGGAGGGAGGGACGCCAAUAGUGUUCCUUUGGCAAGUGCAUAUGGACUUGCUAAGCAUAGAGAUGGUCGUUGGGAAUGGGCCAUUGCCCCUGGUGUCUCACCAUCUCCAAGAUAUCAGCAUGCAGCGGUAUUUGUUAAUGCAAGGCUCCAUGUGUCUGGUGGGGCUCUUGGAGGAGGACGGAUGGUUGAAGAUUCGUCGAGUGUUGCAGUGUUGGAUACUGCUGCUGGUGUUUGGUGUGAUACAAAAUCUGUUGUUACCAGUCCAAGAACGGGUAGAUACAGUGCUGAUGCAGCUGGUGGAGAUGCCUCAGUUGAGUUGACCCGGCGUUGUAGGCAUGCUGCUGCUGCUAUUGGUGACUUGAUUUUUAUUUAUGGUGGUUUACGUGGCGGGGUCUUGCUGGAUGACCUACUUGUUGCUGAAGAUCUUGCUGCUGCUGAAACAACAACUGCUGCAUCACAUGCUGCAGCAGCAGCUGCAUCUAAUGCACAAGCGGGACGACUACCUGGGCGGUAUGGAUUUGUUGAUGAUAGGACAAGGCAAACCAUGCCUGAAGCAGUUCCUGAUGGUUCAGUUGUUUUGGGAAAUCCAGUUGCCCCCCCUGUAAAUGGCGACAUGUAUACCGAUAUCAGCACUGAAAAUGCCAUGCUCCCGGGUUCUCGGCGAACUAGCAAAGGAGUUGAGUAUCUAGUUGAAGCAUCAGCUGCGGAAGCUGAGGCUAUCAGUGCAACACUUGCUGCUGCCAAGGCACGACAAGUGAAUGGUGAAGUUGAGUUGCCUGACCGAGACCGUGGGGCAGAGGCAACACCUAGUGGGAAACAAAUAUCUUCUUUGAUUAAGCCUGAUUCUGUUGGGUCAAAUAGCAUUCCUCCUGGUGGAGUGAGGCUGCAUCACAGAGCUGUGGUUGUUGCUGCAGAGACUGGUGGAGCAUUAGGUGGUAUGGUUAGACAGCUUUCAAUUGAUCAGUUUGAGAAUGAAGGCAGGCGGGUCAGUUAUGGGACUCCGGAAAGUGCAACAGCUGCUAGAAAAUUAUUAGACCGGCAGAUGUCUAUCAAUAGUGUCCCGAAGAAGGUUGUAGCUCACCUCUUAAAGCCUCGCGGGUGGAAACCACCAGUUCGCAGGCAGUUUUUUUUGGACUGCAAUGAAAUUGCAGAUCUCUGUGAUAGUGCAGAACGCAUAUUUUCAAGUGAACCAAGUGUCUUAAAGCUUAGGGCUCCAAUUAAAAUAUUUGGUGAUUUACAUGGACAAUUUGGAGAUCUUAUGCGCCUCUUUGAUGAGUAUGGUGCACCAUCAACUGCUGGUGACAUAGCAUACAUUGACUAUCUAUUCCUCGGAGAUUAUGUUGAUAGGGGCCAACACAGCCUAGAAACUAUUACCCUUUUGCUUGCUCUGAAGGUUGAGUAUCCGAACAAUGUACAUUUAAUACGGGGAAACCAUGAAGCUGCAGAUAUUAAUGCCCUUUUUGGUUUCCGAAUUGAAUGCAUUGAGAGGAUGGGUGAGAGAGAUGGAAUUUGGGCAUGGCACCGUAUAAAUCGUCUGUUUAAUUGGCUUCCUCUGGCAGCACUAAUUGAGAAAAAAAUUAUUUGCAUGCAUGGGGGUAUUGGUCGUUCAAUAAACCAUGUGGAACAAAUUGAGAAUAUUCAGCGCCCAAUUACGAUGGAAGCAGGAUCAAUUGUGCUUAUGGAUCUAUUGUGGUCUGAUCCUACAGAGAAUGACAGUGUGGAAGGUCUGCGGCCAAAUGCCAGGGGUCCAGGAUUAGUUACUUUUGGGCCUGAUCGUGUCAUGGAAUUUUGCAACAACAAUGAUCUUCAGCUGAUUGUUCGUGCGCACGAAUGUGUGAUGGAUGGCUUUGAGCGUUUUGCCCAGGGACAUUUGAUCACACUUUUCUCUGCUACAAACUACUGCGGUACCGCAAAUAAUGCUGGGGCGAUAUUAGUUUUGGGUAGAGAUCUUGUUGUGGUUCCUAAAUUGAUUCAUCCGUUACCACCUGCAAUUUCUUCACCAGAAACGUCACCGGAUCAUAUCGAGGAUACAUGGAUGCAGGAGUUGAAUGCUAACAGACCACCAACACCAACUAGAGGCCGUCCUCAAGUAGCAAAUGACCGAGGUUCUCUUGCUUGGAUAUAGUGACUAUUAAGAGUGCCCUAUUGUUUAUGCCUUGACGGCUUGUGCUAUCGCCUGAAUUUCCGGUGUUACAUAUAUAGCAUGAUGCCAUUUACGGGGUAUUCGAGCUUGUGAUCUAAUACCCGUAGAAAGCUUGAAGACCAAGCUUUUCUUUGUCCUGGAAUCAUCUGGCCUAUAGAAGAUACAGCAAGUUCGAGAAGCAAAGUUGGUAGCAAUGCUAGGAUCACUUUGACAAUGCUAGAAGUUGCAGUCUGGGUUCCCAUCCACCUGUUGUAAAUUGAGCCGUAGGUACAAAAAUCAAGGUCAUGGAUUGUCAGUGCUGGCUAUUUUUCUCAUUUUUUUUUUACAUAUUUUUUACUCAUCGUCCCUAGGUUAUUAUUGUUUUUUUUUUUAAUUUAUAUUUCAAAUCAAGAGGACAAGGGUUUUUCUUUUUUCUUUUUUCCCUGUGAUGGUGAGAUAUAUAAAUCAGAAAUCUUUCUUGGGGGUCCAUGUAUCAUAGGUUUUGCUUUGUGUAAUUCCCAUCCAUGCGCUGUACAACUAAUUUUUGUGUGAAUCGACAUAUUCUGACAGAAAUGUGAAUUUUGAGAAUAGAAUUUUGUAUAUUGCCUUAUGCUGCAAA